AUGUCCUUCUCUUUGUUCAUCGCUCUAUACAACACAACUGAAACGCACAAGUACCACUGGGCGCUUGCACUCGCCCCGAGCAACGACCUGAGCGGCACCAUCCCGAUAUUUCAUAUUCGCACCGCGGACGGCUCGCCUGAGUCUCAGAUCCAAGCCGUCGACGGUUGGGUGAGGGGCCAUAGCACCCACAAUAUUGCGAUGAGCUCGAAGCUCGUUUGUUGUGUUCGUCUUGGAACCGUGAUGGCCACUGCAGCGUACAUUGCAUCUACUCUCAACAGAGAGCCCAUCGGUCAAAAUGGUCAGCCACUUACUAGCUUCCAUGACCACUGGAGCUGCUCCCAAUGGGUCAUGCGCGCCUUGUGUACCCUCACCGAACUCGGUCUUAUAGAAGGCGCCAAUCUCAAACUCAACAGCAUGAAGCACCCGAGGUGGAAAGACAUAUUUUAUCACGACAUCUGUGGGCUGGGAGACAAGGCCGGGGCGAAAACCGUUGGGCAGAUGGUCGGAUCAGUGCGCGUCGUAGACUAUUAA
Molecule: messenger RNA, 531 nt
Organism: Cyclocybe aegerita
Lineage: Eukaryota; Fungi; Basidiomycota; Agaricomycetes; Agaricales; Hemipholiotaceae
Source: the annotation of a GenBank genome assembly